AUGGUGGACUCAUUGGUAGCCGACCAAAUGACUCGCCUGACCCUCAAACUCUUGGAAAAGAAGCUGGAGCGUGAACGUGAGAACAUGGAAGAGGACUCUGAACUCCUGCACAUCGUGGCAGGAGAUGAGGCCAAGCCAGAUGAAGCCCUGAAGAAUGCCCUGAGGAGAAGGAAGGACCUUCUGCAGAGACUCUGGGAACAUCACCUCCUGGAGGAGCUCUCCCGGGCCCACGUUUGGAGAGAUGCAAACAGAGGAACCUGGGGUUCAGCGCUGCCCCCAGAGGUGCCCACUGUGUGCAGCCACCCUGCUGCCUCUCCACCCCCACUGGGCCCAGAGCCACCCCGGAUCAUCCAGCACUCGGUGCCCCAGCCACCUGCCACCAUCAUUCAACAGCUACCUCAUCAGCCCCUAAUUGCACAGAUUCCUCCUCCCCAGGCUUUCCCCACUCAAAAAUCUGGGAGUAUUAAGGAAGAUAUGGUAGAGAUGAUGCUGAUGCAGAAUGCCCAGAUGCACCAGAUCAUUAUGCAGAACAUGAUGCUCAAGGCUUUGCCACCCACAGCACUUGCUGCCCCUGGGCCAAGGGUCACCACUCUGCACUCCACCCCACAGGACCCUCAGCAGCAGUGGGCUCACCCUAUCCUCCUGCGAGCAGAGAAGCAGAGGCUGGCAUCAGUGCACCACCACCACCACUAUGCACCCCCAGGACCACUGCAGCCCAUCUCUGCGCCAGGGACCCCGGUGGGCUACCCCAUGUGGCCCUCAAUGCUUACAGCCACGGAGCUUCCACAGGCUGCUAGCUUCCAGCCUGCAGUGCAUCGUGUGGCUGGCCCCGUGACCACUGCUGCCCUACCUGCCCUUAAUGUGUGA
Orycteropus afer afer is the source of this 867-nucleotide messenger RNA. It is a transcript of the gene CUNH21orf58, whose product is annotated as chromosome unknown C21orf58 homolog. The transcript has 7 exons. NCBI's taxonomy places the organism in Eukaryota, Metazoa, Chordata, Mammalia, Tubulidentata, Orycteropodidae. Bases 1 to 867 code for a protein of 288 amino acids. The record is from RefSeq and is a predicted model, not a curated record.